CCCGAUCGCAGGCCCGUCCACCGGCGACCCAUCCUGCUCACUUCCAACCGGGCCCCAGCCCGCCACGAGUCCACGCUCCCACCUGCUCCUCGUCGCCGCCAUUAGCGCGCCCCGACCUCGCCUUUCUCCAUCUAGGGUUUCUCUCUCCGUCUCCUCCCCCAUCGAAUCGGAGCUUCGCAUGGAGUCAUCGCGGUCUCGGAAGCGGACGCGCCAAGCGUAUGACUACGACGCCGCGCCGCCACCAGAGCGAGAAGUGGUAGCGAGGGGUGGCGUGUCGCCGCCGUGGAGGGAGGACGACCGCGACGGACACUACGUCUUCGAUCUCGGCGAGAACUUGACCCGCCGAUAUAAAAUCUUGAGCAAAAUGGGAGAAGGUACCUUUGGGCGUGUUUUGGAAUGCUGGGACCGUGAAACACGUGAAUAUGUUGCCAUAAAAGUUGUUCGCAGUAUCCGCAAGUACCGUGAUGCUGCAAUGAUUGAGAUAGAUGUGCUCAAUCGCCUUGCAGAAAAUGAGAAAUACAGUUCUCUUUGUGUCCAAAUUCAGAGAUGGUUUGACUAUCGUAAUCAUAUAUGCAUUGUCUUUGAGAAGCUUGGACCAAGCUUGUAUGAUUUUCUAAAGAGAAAUAGAUACCAACCUUUCCCUGUGGAACUUGUGCGGGAGUUUGGACGGCAACUGUUGCAAUCUGUAGCAUAUAUGCAUGAGUUGCGGCUUAUCCACACUGAUCUGAAGCCAGAAAACAUACUUCUUGUGUCUUCUGAGUAUAUAAAAGUUCCAAGUACAAAGAAGAAUACGCAAGAUGAGAUGCAUUUCAAGUGCUUGCCAAAGUCCAGUGCCAUAAAGCUGAUAGAUUUUGGUAGUACCGCCUUUGAUAAUCAGGACCAUAACUCGAUUGUUUCUACGAGGCAUUACAGGGCACCUGAAAUAAUCUUAGGUUUAGGCUGGAGUUUUCCAUGUGAUAUUUGGAGUGUUGGCUGUAUUCUUGUUGAGCUAUGCUCAGGGGAAGCAUUGUUUCAGACACACGAGAAUCUGGAACACCUAGCAAUGAUGGAGAGGGUUUUGGGACCUCUACCAGAGCAUAUGACACGGAAAGCAAGUUCUUCUGCUCAGAAAUAUUUUAGGAGAGCAACACGCUUAAAUUGGCCUGAAGGUGCUGUUUCAAGAGAAAGCAUCAGAGCGGUGCGGAAACUGGAUCGACUAAAGGACUUGGUAUCGAGGAACGCUGACCAUUCAAAGGCAGCGCUGGUGGACUUGCUAUAUAGUCUCCUACGAUUUGAGCCAUCGGAACGUCUGACAGCGCAAGAAGCUCUGGACCAUCCAUUCUUCAGGAACCCAACAUGACUUGUUGAGCAGGCUUGACUCAUGUUGAAGAAGGUGGUAGGGAGGAAGCAGGCAGAGCCAUCCAUUGCAAAGCUGAAAAGGCAUCAUGCUCCUCUGUAAUACCAGAAAAGUUUGUGUAAGCCUGUCAAUAAGGCUUCUUGUGGUGAUAAAGCUUAUGGCUUCAGUCACCCAAUGUAAUGUACACUAGCAUUUUUCCUAGGGAGAUUAGCGCGCCAGAUGGCGCUUGUAUGUUGUUAACCGGGACGCGCAAUGAGCUGCGUCCCAAUGCCCUGGUGCCCAUAAUCCAAUCGCAAAUGUUGACAUAAGCAUAAAGGGGCAUCCGUAUAGCUUAUGAUUGAACUGUACCUGGGCUGUUGUGCCCCCCUGUAGGUGCAAUAGUCUGUUGAGUACAAGUAUCGUGUCCUGUUGCUGAUACGGAUACCCGUGUAAGGGCGGUUUGAAUUCUGGCGUGCCAGCGCCCUUCACAGGUAAGUGCAUCGCUGGCUGGCUUGUAUUCGCUUUCACCACCCUGGAAACAAAGCUGAAGAAGAGACUGGGUUUGAAGCA
Molecule: messenger RNA, 1885 nt
Organism: Sorghum bicolor (sorghum)
Lineage: Eukaryota; Viridiplantae; Streptophyta; Magnoliopsida; Poales; Poaceae
Product: serine/threonine-protein kinase AFC3
Exons: 12
Coding region: 179-1339 (386 amino acids)
Biological process (GO): protein phosphorylation
Cellular component (GO): nucleus
Molecular function (GO): protein kinase activity; ATP binding
Source: RefSeq, a predicted model, not a curated record